Molecule: messenger RNA, 2573 nt
Organism: Lacerta agilis (Sand lizard)
Lineage: Eukaryota; Metazoa; Chordata; Lepidosauria; Squamata; Lacertidae
Product: charged multivesicular body protein 3
Exons: 4
Coding region: 39-2075 (678 amino acids)
Biological process (GO): endosome transport via multivesicular body sorting pathway; protein ubiquitination; late endosome to vacuole transport
Cellular component (GO): endoplasmic reticulum; multivesicular body; ESCRT III complex
Molecular function (GO): ubiquitin-protein transferase activity
Source: RefSeq, a predicted model, not a curated record
GACUGACUUGACUCUCUCUGCAGAGAGUCAGGAGCCCCAUGCGCGGAGGAAAGAUGUGGCUGAAGCUGUUUUUCUUGCUUCUUUAUUUUCUGGUCCUGUUCAUCCUGGCCAGGUUUUUUGAGGCCAUUGUGUGGUACGAGACGGGCUUCUUCGCCACCCAGUUGGUGGACCCGGUGGCGCUCAGCUUCAAGAAGCUGAAGACCAUUUUGGAGUGCAGGGGGCUCGGCUACUCGGGGCUUCUGGAAAAGAAGGAUGUCAGGGAGCUGGUUGAGAAAUCAGGAGACCUGAUGGAAGGCGAACUUUAUUCUGCUCUCAAGGAAGAGGAAGCCUCUGAGUCUGUUUCUAGCACAAACUUCAGUGGCGAAAUGCACUUUUAUGAGCUGGUAGAAGAUACGAAGGAUGGUAUCUGGCUAGUGCAGGUCAUAGCAAAUGAUAGAAGCCCUCUAAUGGGAAGAGUCCACUGGGAGAAAAUGGUGAAGAAAGUGUCACGGUUUGGUAUACGAACAGGCACUUUUAACUGCUCCAGUGACCCGAGAUACUGCAGGAGAAGAGGCUGGGUGAGAUCCACAUUAAUCAUGUCCGUUCCACAAACUAGUACGUCCAAAGGGAAAGUGAUGCUUAAAGAAUACGGUGGACGUAAAAUCGAGACGGAGCAUAUUUUCAAAUGGAUAACAGCCCAUGCAGCUUCCCGGAUCAAAACAAUCUUCAAAUCGGAACACUUGAAGGAAGAAUGGAACAAAAGUUAUCAGUAUAGGGUGAAAAUAUACCUGUUUGCAAAGUUAGACCAACCUCCAGCUUUCUUCUCUGCAUUAAGUGUAAAGUUUACUGGCAGAGUUGAGUUUAUUUUUGUGAAUGUAGAAAACUGGGACAACAAGAGCCACAUAGCAGAGAUGGGCAUCUAUAAGACACCAUCCUACAUACUUAGAACUCCUGAAGGAAUUUACAGGUAUGGGAAUAAUACUGGUGAGUUUAUUUCCCUCCGUGCCAUGGACUCCUUCUUGCGUUCCUUACAGCCAGAAGUUAAUGAUUUAUUUGUUUUAAGCCUGGUAUUAGUUAACUUAAUGGCUUGGAUGGACCUAUUUAUCACUCAGGGUGCUACUAUCAAGCGCUUCGUUGUUCUUAUAAGCACUUUAGGGACCUAUAAUUCUCUACUAAUUAUUUCCUGGCUACCAGUCUUGGGUUUUUUGCAGUUACCUUAUUUAGACAGUUUCUAUGAAUACAGCUUAAAACUCUUCCGGUAUUCAAAUACAACAGCCCUAGCCUCAUGGGUGAGAGCUGAUUGGAUAUUUUACUCUUCUCACCCCGCCUUGUUCCUCAGCACUUACCUUGGUCAUGGGUUAUUAAUAGAUUAUUUUGAGAAAAAGAGACGGCACAAUAACAACAGCGACGAAGUAAAUGCCAAUAACCUAGAGUGGCUAUCUAGCCUUUGGGACUGGUACACUAGCUAUCUGUUCCACCCUAUCACUUCGUUCCAGCGCUUCCCCUUCGAGUCCGAUUGGGAUGAAGACCCAGAUCUGUUCCUUGAGCGCUUAGCUUUCCCCGAUUUAUGGCUCCACCCCCUGAUACCGACCGAUUACAUUAAAAACUUGCCCAUCUGGCGAUUUAAAUGUGCCGGCGGGCAUUCCGAAGAGGAGAUGAUGGAGCUCUCUCAAAGCGAAAGCGAGUCGGAUAGCGAGUGCAAAGAUGCCUCGAGAAGUGGCCGGGCAGUACCCGAGGACGAGCAAAGCGCCCUUCAGAGCCCUUGCGAAGGGGAGCCCCCGUGCAAUGGCGAGACCUGUUCGUGUGCCAAAGCCGGGUCAUACGGCUCACAAAGCUCUGCGGAAGAUACGGAGCCCGAUUGGUCCGUUUGGCCUGCCGGUAUGUUGCACUGUACGGAAUGUGUCGUGUGUCUAGAGAAUUUCAGAAACGGGUGCUUGCUAAUGGGUUUACCGUGCGGCCAUGUCUUUCACCAGAAUUGCAUUGUGAUGUGGCUGGCUGGGGGGCGGCACUGCUGCCCGGUUUGUAGAUGGGCCUCUUACAAGAAAAAGAAGCCAUAUAUGCGUCAGCAGCUGUUGUCAAACCAUAGCCCGUCUUAGGUGUGCGCUGGUAACGUCCUUUGUAACCUUCCUACAUAUUUACUGCUUGCCAUUUAAAUGUUAGUCACAAAACAGACCUUGUGGUUUAAAGUUUUAGUUUAAAUGUUAGUGCAGUGAAGUAAAAAUAAACAUGAUGCUAAUGUCGAUGACAGAAUCAUUUGGUUGCCUUGUAUGUUGAAAUAAUGAAUACGUAUUGUACAAUGACACCUUUCCUUUUACAGCAUUUGGAAGUUUUAAAAAGUUAACAUUUUUCAUUUGCUUUUUUUGUAAGCACAAAAAUCAUAAAUAUUUGUCAACAAAAGUAUAUUUCAGGAAAUGUUUUAACAUGACAGGAUAGGAUAGGAUAUGGGUGAACAUGGAAAUUUUAACAUACAAUAAUUGUUUUAUUUAAAUGUUUCUUCUUUUAGAGUUUGUUCAGCACACCUUUGUUGAAUAAUGUAUGGUCUGUGAGAAUACAUUUAAAAACAAAUCCAUGAAAAUAAAUUAUUUUAAAAGAAG